GUUACUUGGAUAGGGGCCCGGAGAAGCAGGACCCAUCGUACAACCCGUCCUAGCAUGGUUCCAUAGCCAACAACAGGAAUCAUGCUUUCACUCAUAUGCCCUUCACAAGUGCGCGAUCACUUCCAGCUCAUAUCGGCGUGGCUGACGAUCCCCUGCUGCAGGUUCAUCGCCAGACAGCCGAUCCACCACUGCCGGAUUCGGUGGAUGUCACGUCAGACGUGUCACAUGUCACAAGCGCGAGCGAGUCAUAGGAUGAGCGCGGUGUGAACGGGUGAGUUUCUAACCACCACAUCCACCAUCAAGAGCUGCGCCAAUGCCUACGUCUGGAGUGAUGACCCAUAACGAACCAGGUCUGCAUCAAUUCUGGUGUGCGUGCCUUCAAGAGGCGAAGCCAGUAUCGAAGGGCGAGCCACAACCUUGUACAGCAGCAACCUGUGACUCUGUCUGCGUGCAAGUGCUGGCGGAGGACAAGAGGCUGACCUCAAGAUGUGGGCAUCAAGAGGAAG
Dichomitus squalens LYAD-421 SS1 is the source of this 506-nucleotide messenger RNA. RefSeq lists its product as uncharacterized. The record is from RefSeq and is a predicted model, not a curated record. Lineage: Eukaryota; Fungi; Basidiomycota; Agaricomycetes; Polyporales; Polyporaceae. The annotation marks the transcript as partial. The transcript has a single exon.